AUGUUAAAAAAUAGACCGAUUCUUUGUACUGAGGAGCCUCUUGAUGAAGAUCAAAUAUUUAUAUAGUCAUAUCAGGUUGAAUAGGAAGUUCCAAAUGUUAGUGUAAGUAUAAGUGAAGUAAGUCAAAGUCAAGAAGAUUCAAAGAAAGUUUUUGAAAUACCUUAAGUAUUGAUUGAACAUCAUGAAUAAGAAAAAUUAAAGGAAGAAGAAUUUAGAAGGAAAUCAGAACCAAAAAAAGGUUUUGCAAAAUUAGUUUAACUUUUACAUAUAAGAUAAUUUAUCCAUUAAAUUCUUGCCAAAAGAAGAUUGAUAUCUAAAAUUACCAAAUAUCAUUUAUAAGUGAUUAAUGAUAAAGCAUCUUCUCUAGAUGAUGUUGGUUUUAGAAAAUAUGGAAUAACAAUAAAACCAUUAAUUUAAAGUUUACAAGAAAAUACCUAAGCUCAUUUAGGGAAUCAACAGUAAAAAUUAAAGUAAUAAUAAUUUUAGAAGAAAGUAGUUGCUUAUGUAGAGAACAAAAAUAUUUAUAGGAAGUUAAAUGUAAAGAUUUUAUGGUCUAAUAUAAAAAAUUCCAUUAAUUAAACCAGAUUCAAAGAUGAAAGUAGUUUGGGACAGUAUUCUAUUUAUUUGCAGAUUUUAUUUGCUUUUUACAAUUCCAAUAGAUUUAGCUUGGCCAUCUAUAUAAUUAUUAUUUUAUACUUUAGAAGUUCCAACAGUAAUAUGUAUAACACUUUUGAUAAUGGAUUUUUUUGUUUGUUUAUUCUAAUCAUAUUAUCAUCAAGGAUAAUUGGUAACAGAUAGAAUGAGUAUAUUAAAACAUUAGAUAGGUAAAGCAUAUGGCUUUGAAAUGAUAGCAAAUAUUCUACUAAUAAUAUUUUAUAAUAUCUCUAAUCAAUAUGAUUAUGGAUUUAAUGUAUUUGAAAAUCCUUAUUAUAUAUUUCUAUUUCUAUAAUUUGUUCAAUAUAAGAAUAUUUCAUAAUUAAGAUAACAAUUAGAAGAUGCAUUAAAUUUGUCAAGAGAAGCUGCAUCUUUAGUGGAACUUUCAAAACUAUUUGUUUUAUUGUUUUUUGUUAUACAUGUAUUUGCAUGCUUAUGGUUUUGGGUUGGACUUUAUAGUGAAACAUAUUUAGGUAUUAGUUGGUUAGAGGCAAAAUCUGUUUUAGAUAAAUCUUUUGCUGAUCAAUAUUUAUAUUCAUUUUAUUAUUCUACUGUAACUAUGUUUACAGUAGGUUAUGGUGAUAUAACACCAUAGACUAAUCCUGAAAUGAUAGUUUCAGUUAUAUUUAUGUCUGUUUGUAGUGUAUAAUUAUCUUAUAGUGUAAGCACUGUGAGUUCUAUUAUUGAAUAAAUAAGUGGAUUCAAGGAAGAGAAAAAAAGAAAGUUUAAUAUAAUCAAUAAUUAUAUGUAAUCAAAAAAUAUAAGUUAUGAAUUGUAAUUUUAGAUAAGAGAAUAUUUAAAUUAUUUUUGGACUAUGAAAAGAAAUGAAGAAUCAAAUGAAGAAAAAGAAAUUAUUGAAGAAUUGUCUAGUAGAUUAAAAUAAAGAUUGAUUUUUGAAGCUAAUUCAAGAAUUCUAUAUAAUAGUCCUUUUUUUAAGGAGAAUUUUUCAUUAAAUUUUAAAAAAGAUUUAGUAAGUAAAAUCACUUCAAUUACUAUUGCUCCAGAAAAUGUUCUAGAUUACACUAAAUAAUCAUAAGAUGAACAUAGUUUAUCAAUAUUUUUUAUAGAAUAAGGUUAGAUAGAGGUUUUUAUAGAAAAUGAAUAAUUAAGUGAAUUAUCAAGAGUUUAUAAAUUAAAAGAAGGAGAGAGUUUUGGAUUCUUAAGUUUUAUUACAGGUAAUCCUAGUGUUGAAAAAUAUAAGACUAUAGGAUUUACUAAAUUGUUAAUAAUAACAAGGAAAGAUUUUUUAGAUGUAAUAAAAGAUUAUCCUGACGAUUAUGAAAUAUUCUAUAGUUUUUUUGAAGAAUUGACAUUUAAUUCUGAAAGUGAAUUACUUACUAUGGAAUGUUUCUCUUGUAAAUCAAAAACUCAUAAAGCAGUUUCAUGUCCUCUCCUUCAUUUUAAACCUGAUCGAGAGAAGGUUAUUAAAUCAGCUUAAUUUAGUUGGGAAUAAUAAAGGGAUAAUAAAAUAAAACGAAAGGAUAUUUGCUAUAUUAAGGCUAUUUUGGGUUAAAGUAUUUUAAAUGAUGUAGCUAAACAAGUCUAAUCAGAUAAUCAGCAAUUAACAUAUUUAUAUGAAGAAUUUGAUGAAGAAAAAUCAGUAACUCCAAAAGUCUAAUUUAUUGAAAAUUCAGAUGAAAAAUCAAAUUUAAAGAACAAUAAUAAUAAUAAUGAUUAAAAUAUAUAAGUAUUUGAUUUUAAGGAAGAAUCAUUCAAACCUCAAAAUAAAUAGAAAAAAUAAUUAUUAAGAAAAAAGUAGACAUUAUAAGAUAUAGGUGAUAUUAUGUAAUAUAAUAAAAAAUAGAAGGAAGCAAAGGAGAAAUUUAGAUCUAUUGUUAAGAAGGUUAAUCUUAUGAAUGAUUUUGUUGAAAAGCAAGUUGAAGAUUCUUAAUAAAAAUUGAAAUCUUAAUAUAGAGAGUAUUUGAAAAUUAUAUAAUAUCGAAAAAGUAGGAUAUAACAUGUACGAAAUAUAUACUCGAAUAAGACUAUUCAUGAAUUGGAAUUUUUUGAACUCAAACUAAAAAUGCUCUUAUCAAAAGAAUUUGAUAUACAUUUAGAUGUAUAGAAAUCCUAUAAAUAUUUUAAACCUAAAGAAAAUUUAUAUUAGGUUUUAAGUAGAACAAAAAUAUCAAUGUUAUCAAAUACUAAUGAGAUGCAAAUAUUUUUGUAGUAAAAAUCUUAGCAAUUAAUUAAGUAUCUAUUUUAUCCAUAUUUAUACAUCCAAAAAUAUGUAUUUAAAUAUAGGUAGUCAGAUAAUUUGGGAGAGACAAAGAAAAAAUAAUUAUUUAAAAGAAACAAUAGAAUAUCUCUAGCAUUCAUUAUGUAAUAGCAUUCGUCAAUUAGAAAACCUUGA
Molecule: messenger RNA, 3007 nt
Organism: Paramecium pentaurelia
Lineage: Eukaryota; Ciliophora; Oligohymenophorea; Peniculida; Parameciidae
Source: the annotation of a GenBank genome assembly